CCAGCAUUUCCUCCACCUCAUAUCAGCCAUUCCUCCCACAUCAAAAAUGUGACCAUAAUGGACGACUACAAUCGGUGUAGCUGCUCUGCAUUAUUUCCAUCAAUCGAACUAUUAGCAGACCACUUAGCUGAGAUUCGAUCCCAGGAAAGCUACCACGCUACACAGUUAAAGCAUUGUCGAACGCACUUGAUUAAUAAUCACUCAGACGACCAGCAAGGUGGCGAAGUGCCUCACGAUCCUGAUCCCGGAUGCAGGAUUUGCCCGUUUCCAGGCUGCAAGCGAACCGAGCCGUUCUCAACGAACUACAAACUUUGGCGUCACUAUGCGCAACAUAUCAGGAUUGAGGAAGUAUGCGUAUUUUGUUUCAAAUUAUUUGAGUUUGCAAGCGAGUUUAUCCGACAUUCCGAAGAAAAUCACAGGGCCAAAUCUGGCAGAAAAGCCGCAUAUAUGAAGGAAACGUUUAACGACGUCUCACACCACAUUACUACUCAAUUAUACACUACUAAGACUUCUUUUACAGAGAGGCUCAUUUUCAACUCAACAAGCGAAAGCAAAAAGAGGACUUAG
Clonostachys solani is the source of this 567-nucleotide messenger RNA. The record is from the annotation of a GenBank genome assembly. NCBI's taxonomy places the organism in Eukaryota, Fungi, Ascomycota, Sordariomycetes, Hypocreales, Bionectriaceae.